This is a messenger RNA of Klebsormidium nitens, 741 nucleotides long. The record is from the annotation of a GenBank genome assembly. NCBI's taxonomy places the organism in Eukaryota, Viridiplantae, Streptophyta, Klebsormidiophyceae, Klebsormidiales, Klebsormidiaceae.
AUGGUAAAAGCCCUUGCCUCGCUGCUCCAACAUCUGCUGCGACUCUCCUUCCGGACUAAGGACUACAUCACCUAUGACCGAGCGUCUCGGAAUCUCUGCGAGAUGCUCGGGGUUCGAUGGGUGGACCCUCCGUCAGUCAAAAUGGAUGAGAAGGCGGAGGAGAAACUUGGAAACGUGGCCAAAAAGGAGAGGGAGGCGAGAGAAGCAAAGGAGGCGAAGGGGCCACAAAGGUGCAAGGCAGAUGAGACGAACGGGGUCAUGGUCGUCACGUGCAAGCAUCGCUUCGUCUACUAUUACCACGUGCUACUUCGCCCCGAGUCUCGGCAUAACAUAUUCACCUUCCUCGUCACUCGCUUUGAGCACCGGCCCCCACCUUUCAUCAUCGACGACAACGCCUGCGAACUUUCUCAAUACUGCAAAGCGUUCUUUGCCGAGACUUCAUUCCUGACGGACCGCUUUCAUGCGGUCAAUCACAAGUGCUUCGACGAGUUCAAGUACAACGUACACUGUCUGAAAGGUCGUGAGGAAUUCCAAGGGCUAGACAACGAAUCCGUAUCCGAGCAGAUCAACAAGCUGAUGAAACGGUUCGACAGGACCGAGCAAAGGUCGACCAUCAACAACGCCAUGUUGGUCUACGACUACUACAUCUACAUGCACAACCUGGACCUUCUGAGGAAGUGGCCAAAGCAACAGGAAGCACAUAUACAGUGGAAGUACUUGAUCCGCGCAAUACCUCUUUGA